UUGAAGUAAAAAAACAAACGGGCAAAAACACCCACAUGUGGCCCUCGGGCCAUAGUUUGAGGACGCCUGCCUUAGGCAAUAGGCCAUCCAACCUUGAGCAGAUUUUAAGCACAGACCUCAUCGUUCAGUCUGGUGGAUGCUAAAUACAUUACAUGGUCACCCCCUAGUACUCCCUUUAUCCCCUUUCCAAGUCUUGAGCCAGCCUCAUUCCCUGAACUUUAAGUUCCACCUCUUGAUCAAGAUGUGGUUUCUCUCUGCAACCCAGAUCUCUGGAGAGGCCAGGCAUUGCCUUGGUUGGUCCUCAGCUUUCCUUUGCCAGGCUGGAAGGGGAAACUGGUCUUCAUAGACCCCUGGCUAUCCGGAGACUCUGAUCAGCAUCCUGAACACUCUAACCAUUCUCUCUUCUUUGCUAAUCAAAGCCCCUGGCUCCUGCCAUAAUUUCUCAGCAUUACUUUCCCAUAUUUCUAAGGUAUUUCGGGUUCCUUCUCCCUCUCUCAUCAGUCCUGCCCGAUCAUGUAAUAUACUGUGCUAGAAAAAUUCAGACAAUUUAGGCAAAGUCUGGCAAUUAGCUCAGCCCCCUAAUUUUUCUCUACACAGGCCAGGAACAUUUGUGAGUAUGAUGAUAUAACCAUAUGGAGCACCCCACACAGAGGGCAUUGGGUGAAUGUGAGUUCCCUUUGCCUUUCCUUAUAAAACCUGGGCUGAGGAGUUCGAGGCUGCAGUGAGCUGUGAUCUCACCACUGCACCCCAAUAAUCUAAGGUGAAACCGUAGUGCUAGCUCUGAAAGGUCCUCACAUUAUAGGGUCUCUUAUUUUUUAAAACAACCUGCUUAGCAUAGUAGCCCAUAUGCAUUAUAUCAGUGCAGGUCUCCUGCCUCUGGCCAAGCUGAAUGUUCCCAAAUUGAAAAUGAGCUUUGUUAGGGAGCUUUAUUUUGCCCCUCCUGCCAGCCAGUUACACUUAAAUUAGCAUGGCUGAAAACUGACUUGGCUUGAAGUGAGGUUUGUCACUGUGCAUACUAUCUCUGAAAUCCUGCUCUGUAAGGUAAUGACAGAAUCAUCUGCCUCCACCUCUUCCCGGACCAGCCUCACCAUUCAUGCCAGUGUUUAACAAGGCCUUGCUCUAUGGAUUGACUUCUAAAAAAUAUUGAUCUUUGCCAGCAAGGCAGCAAGUGACCACCAGAAAGUCUGUGUAUAUCUAAGUACACCUCAGAUUUAAUCUGUCCAAACAGCUGGCUAAGACUUUUUUUUUUUAAGAGACCGUAAAUGAAAGCAGUUAGAAUGGUUUCUUUUGUUCAAAUUCCCCCUCCCAGAGACCAGUCCCAGGAGUCCCUUCACCUGCAUUAUCCAUUAAUGCUGUGAGUUCAUUUUUCCCAAAUAAACAAGCUUUCCUGCCAGAGAAAAUACGCAGUAUGAUUAGAUACAGGGAUGUCCCAGGAUCUGAUUUUGAAACGUGUUCUUCAUGUUUCUGGGUUGACCCUCAGUCUCCUUACUGGGCUCUUGUUGGCAGUGACAGUGUCAUUGCAGCCCUAAUUUCUGAAGGCCCCUUGCUGCUUUAUUAAUCCUUUAUGUGGCGAUCCAGCCUUCUUGAAAGCAUCGUUCGUUUCUGUUUGCUCAGUUUCCUGAAUGCCUCUUCCAGAUCAUCUUUCACCUCUUGCCUCAACCUCUGGGGAUACAUGUGGUUUCUACAUAAUGCACAGAUAUGACUUGGGGGAGGGGAGUCAUGGCUAUGGACUCACACACUUCAGCUGGGGGUCACUGGACUCUGAAAUAGGGGAGGUACUCUUUGAGUGGGCAGGUCAGGAAAGAGGCCAAAAGACCGAUAGGCAAGCUCAGGCUCUGUAGAUUUCCCCACCCGCCAUGAGACAGGGAGCUGUGUGCAUGUGAUGCAUUGUAAGGAAAGUGUGAGCUACAGCUCAUGUGGACCAAAUGACCAUAAAUAACACUUAUGUAUCUGAUUCUGAAUUGGGACAUUAAUCAGAAUAAGAGACCAACGACCAAAUCUUCUAUAGGGAAAAGACCUGGUUCUUCAUCUACCUAAAUGUUGAUCACCAGGGAUCAAUAAACUUUUUCUAUAAAGGUAUAGUGAAUAUUUUCAGCUAUAGGACCAGAUAGUUUCUGUCACAGCUGCUCAACUCUGCCUUUGUAGUUCUCAAGCAGCCAUAGACAGUAUAUAAACAGAGUGGUGGCUGGCCAUAAUGUGCCCACACCUGAGUCUAAAUUCAUUAAACUUACAAACAUCCUCAUGAUUGUUUCAUAAACUGAUGACUGUUCUGUAUGUGGCCAGGCCAUAUGCUAAAUACUUGUUGGGAAUUAUCACAUUUGUCUCAUUCAAAACAAUUCUGUGAGGUUAUUAAUAGUAUGUCCAUUUUACAGAUAAGGAAACAGAGGCUUAGAGAAGUUAAAUAGUAUAACUAUAGGCAGGGCUAGAUUUUGAACAAAGACAGCUUGACUCUAAGCUCGUGCUUUAUACCAUUUCAUAGUACAGUCUACAAUACUUAAAUAAUUAAUAUCUAUAUUCACUUCUAGAUCUUGACAUUAGCCAGUAUUUGGAUCUUAGCAAAAAAAAAAAAAGUACAGAUAAUUGCUUUAAAACCCUUGUAAAUUAAUACAUGCAAGAGUUUGAAAAAUAAUUGUCCAUUAGAAAGUUACCAGAAACUGGGGGCUAUGUUCUACUGUCUUCCCUGGGCUAGUUUUGCUUCUUACCUCCCAAAGAUCAGUGGUAGGAAAUAAGUACACGAAGGCCCAAGGAACUCAGAGGCAAAAGACAGCCAGACUGGGUUCCAGGUCCUAAGACCUCGUGCUCUGAAAAUGGCAAGAUAGAGCUGGGCCUGGAGCAAGCUACUGUCCUUGGCAGGGCCGCCAGCCCAUUGCAUACACAGGUGCAGGCUCCUGGGCUGCCGUUGAUGGAGACACAGUUCACUCUAGUAUGGUCAGGGGAGACUGGAUAAUCAAGAUAAUUCAAGUUUUUUUCUGACUAGUGGUGGUCAUUGGCACACAGGUUGACCAAAUAGAAAUGUCCAUUAAAAAUAGCAGAAACCAUGUUUGGGUAUCUUUUAUAAGAAGUAAACUAUGUUCUGAAGAAAACUUGGAGUAAAAGAUCAGGAAAAGAGUAGUCCAUAUGCUAUCACCUCUAGCAAUGUUUCUUUCCCAAAGUUCUUUCUUCAGACUCAUUGGCAUGGUGAUAGGUGCUGGGGGUGGGAUUUCUGUGGUCCAGUAAAUUUGGGAACUGCCAGGCUAAACAAACUUAAACAGUAUUCUCAAGGAUACAGUAUGUUGUUUUCCCAAAAUGUAUGUUUGGGUUUCGUGUGUGUGUGUGUGUGUGUGUGUGUGUGUGUGUGUGUGUGUCCCCUCUUAAAAGGCUGUUUUUGGGAACACUCUUUGAGAAACCCUAACCCAGAGGCAUUUCCCAGUGUUAACACUUUGGUAAAUUUCUUUAUGGUCCAAGAGUUUUUAAGUGGGUAGAUUAUCAGCAGGAGCAACCAUGGUGGCUAUUAAAUCCAUUUAAAAAAAUUUUUUUUUGUAACAAGAGGUUAUGUAUUUUUUCUCCUUGUGUUUGUGAGUGUUUAACUUAUUUUGAAAUAUUUUAUACUUACAGAAAAAUUGCAAGAACACAAAGGACUCCUAUAACCAACUCUCCAUUUGUUAACAUUUACCAUUUUUGCCUUAUUCUCAAUCUUUGUGUUUGUGUGUACCACAUUAUUAUUGCUCUGAUUUUUGUAUUUUUAAUUAGUGAAAUCUGAAUUAAAAUCCUUUAAUGAACCACAGAUUUAUUUCUUGAAAAUACUUAUAGAAAUUCAAAUUAAGCUAGAAGUUUAUUAAUUUUCCCCAGUUUCUACUUGUGGCUUUAGGUACAUUAUGCUUUUUAAGUGUGUGAAAGGUUAUAAAAUUGCAGGGGAACAUUUUGAUAAGCCUGUAGUUUGCAGUCCUUAUGAGGAAAGAAUUUGUUUUAAAAAAAAGCCAAAGAAGUCUUCAUUUCAGGCCCACACACAAUCCUAAUCAGUCUGGAUUAGUGAAGUUUUAAUUUGAUGUUGUAUGAGGGCUGUCCCAUCCAUUUGCACCCAGUUUGUGGCCCUGUUAGACAGCGUCCUUUGAGAAUUAGAGUUGGCUGUUAGCUGAGGUGGGAGACUCAGCCUGAAAUGCCCUCCCAUGCUUUAGCUUCAGAACUAAAGGAAUAGUGCAGGGGUUCUGGGCUUUAGUGAUCUCUAUUUUGAGUUUCUUGUGGUUACUUGUCGUGUUUUCACAACACAUCAAUGUGAAUAGUUGUUUAAAUGACACUUAAUUUCAACAGUGGUUUCGUUUAAUAUACAUUGGAGCUUCCAUGCCUGAAUUUUUUUUCAGCCAUGAAAUCAAAGCCCUCUACCACCUCCUCCUCCAGAUGGUUUAAGUAACCCAAUUUGAGCAUUAAGUGAGUUGAGCAAACACUGUGCCACCUUACAAAGGGAUUUGUUGGUGUAAGAGACUAUGGAAGUGACUUACAUAACCUCUCGUGGAGCCUUUCCAAAGCCAUAUAAGGAAGCUGGAAAUAGUCACCUUUCCUUCAUACUGUUAACAGUGAGCUCACGAACGAAGCCGGGUCUUGUGUCCUCAAAGAAAGCACAAGGAAACAGUCACCAGACAGCCUUGGGAGGAGAGGAUGCCAGGCCUCUGUUCAGGGGGUUGAUGCAACACUCACAAUGGCCUUGGGACACAUAUCAUACCUUCCGGCUGGAAGGCUAAAACAACUUCAAGUGCAGCUCCCACACCCACAGGCCACUUUGUCUCACUGUGUGAGUAGUGUCCCCCACUCACAUGUGUGGUAGCUGCAUACCUAACUAGAAAAACGCCUUGUUUGUGCAUAAGUUAGAUCAUAGAGACUGAAAAAAUUUUUUUAAAUUUUUUAAAAACAUUUUAUUAUGAAAAUUUUUGAAGAUACUCCAAAGAAGAGAGAAAAAUACAGUCAACCUGCAUGUAUAUAUACUCACCACACAGAUGCAGCAAUUUAUCGAGAUUUUGCCACAUUUCUUUAGCCCCUCCCCUUUUUAUUUUUUUUUACUAAAAUAUUCACAAUUCCCAGAUAGCAUAUCACUUAUCUCUGAGAUACUUCAGUGUACCCCGAUAAAAAGUAGACAUUUUAUAAACACAAUGCCACUAUCACACCUAACAAAAUUAAUCCAGGGACUAAAAUUUUGAUAUUUAGUUUUUACAUAGUCCCUGAAACUGGGUAACCUUACAACACAAGAAUCAACACAAUCCAUGCUUAUACUAAUUUAACUGAUAAUUUGAAAGAGGGGGAUCCUUGCUCUUAAUUCUGGACAAAAUUAUUCGGUUUAGGGAUGCGGGUUGGUGAAGAACUUGCACUUGUGGUUCAACAGACCAAUCUCAGGUAUUGAGCUGUGCCAUUUGCUUCCUGGGCAUUUCAUACUCUCAUCAAUGAUUGAUAAUCAUAACUUACAGGAAUUUUUUUAAACAAUAUUUUAAUUGGAAAAAGCAUCUGUCAGCUGUCAGGCUUCCAGUUUCCACUUUUGAGAAGCAGGAUGUUGAAUGUGAGUAAUGACACAACAGGCCUAUAAAAUGCGGACUAACCCUCGGAUGAGUCAUCCGGUACAAUGCAGUAUAUUUGUCAAGGAGACUGAAUCAUAUAUGGGGGAAACCACUUCUCAGGCAGCCAGCUGGUUCUCAGGUCAGCAAGAGACGAUCCAUUUUUAUCGGAAGCUUUAUAGUAGCAAUAAUGCUAAUACCCAGCACUUGGGCUCUACAAUGUAGAGGAAAUGGCAUCGCCCAGCAGUGACAGCUAUAUUGUGCGUGUCAAGGCUGUGGUUAUGACCAGAGAUGACUCCAGCGGGGGAUGGUUCCCACAGGAAGGAGGCGGGAUCAGUCGCGUCGGGGUCUGUAAGGUCAUGCACCCUGAAGGCAAUGGACGAAGCGGCUUUCUCAUCCAUGGUGAACGACAGAAAGACAAACUGGUGGUAUUGGAAUGCUAUGUAAGGAAGGACUUGGUCUACACCAAAGCCAAUCCAACGUUUCAUCACUGGAAGGUUGAUAAUAGGAAGUUUGGACUGACUUUCCAAAGCCCUGCUGAUGCUCGAGCCUUUGACAGGGGAGUGAGGAAGGCAAUCGAAGACCUUAUAGAAGGCUCAACAACAUCAUCUUCCACCAUCCAUAAUGAAGCUGAGCUUGGUGAUGAUGACGUUUUUACAACAGCUACAGACAGUUCUUCUAACUCCUCUCAGAAGAGGGAACAACCUACUCGGACAGUCUCCUCACCCACAUCCUGUGAGCACCGGAGGAUUUAUACCCUGGGCCACCUUCACGACCCAUACCCUACAGACCACUAUCACCUCGAUCAGCCGAUGCCAAGGCCCUACCGCCAGGUGAGCUUCCCGGACGACGACGAGGAGAUCGUGCGCAUCAACCCGCGGGAGAAGAUCUGGAUGACGGGGUACGAGGAUUACCGGCACGCGCCGGUCCGGGGCAAGUACCCGGACCCCUCGGAGGACGCGGACUCCUACGUGCGCUUUGCCAAGGGCGAGGUCCCCAAGCACGACUACAACUACCCCUACGUGGACUCUUCAGACUUUGGCCUUGGCGAGGACCCCAAAGGCCGCGGGGGCAGCGUGAUCAAGACGCAGCCCCCGCGGGGCAAGUCCCGGCGGCGGAAGGAGGACGGCGAGCGCUCGCGGUGCGUGUACUGCAGGGACAUGUUCAACCACGAGGAGAACCGGAGGGGCCACUGUCAGGACGCGCCCGACUCCGUGAGAACUUGCAUCCGCCGGGUGAGCUGUAUGUGGUGUGCGGACAGCAUGCUCUACCACUGUAUGUCGGACCCCGAGGGAGACUAUACAGACCCUUGCUCGUGCGAUACUAGCGACGAGAAGUUUUGCCUCCGGUGGAUGGCUCUUAUUGCCUUGUCUUUCUUGGCCCCCUGUAUGUGCUGUUACCUGCCUCUUCGGGCCUGCUACCACUGCGGAGUGAUGUGCAGGUGCUGCGGCGGGAAGCACAAAGCCGCCGCCUGACUUGGUUUCUCUCCCUUCUCCCCCCUCCAUCCACAACCGCAGGGGAACUCGUUGUCUCUCACAUACUGUCAUCUCCUCCCCUGCUCCCUUCCACUCCGAGGCGCGAGGAGAGCAAGAGGCCCGCCAGCUCCCUGGUUCCUUGGGGCACCGUUCCAGCCAGGGGCACCUGCCGGGUGUGCUCCACCGCCCCAGCCCCCACACUGCAUCAGCCACGCACCCAUGCACAUGCCCACACGGUGUUCUAAGGAAGGAACCUUCGGCAUAGACUCGUGUAUUAUUAACAAUCUGGAACCAAGCUCACUGUCUUACCAUGUGUCGAUUUCCUCUUUCCUCCCCCACCUCUUCCAGUUCAAAGGUGUCUGCAGUUGGAACUAAUGAUUUUUGGUGGGUUUUGUAGUUGUUUUUUUCCCAAGAGUACGAAGACUAUCUUUCUCUUGGUUCAGCUUGCCAGUUGCUAGCAAGCAUCAGGUGCCUGCGGAUGUGUGAUGUCAGAAUGAUGAAACCCUACCGGAAGCAUUUAAACCUGCAGUCACUUACUAUGUAUAGGAGGUGAGCUAGUUAACAAACUUGUACCACAAAACAAUAUUGCUUUAACUUUUCUAAAGCCAAAUUUCCCAUGUAAGCUGCAGUUUCUAUCUUUAGCCCAUCAUCAUUUUCUGCACCCAAAAAAAUCUGUCGAAAUUAUUCGCUGAUGCAAAACAUUCACCCGUAAAAUGACUGAGAAUCAAGCCUUAACUUCAGAUUAACUUGUAAGAAUUAGGAAAAUUCCUUAAACUGCAUUGCAGCCUCUUGGACUAGGGCUAGAAAGGGGAUUUCAGGUUUCUACUAGCCUCCCCAGUUAUCCCUAAAGUAGAACUUUUUAAAAUUGUGUUGCUACCACUUCUAAAAAUUUCACAAUAUUAGAAUGACACUAAUGAAGUAAGAAAUUUUGCUCGUAUUUUGCAAAAUAGUUUACUCAAACACAAACCAGUGUUCUAUGAACAAGUUCCAACUGAGAAACACUAAGGUUGUGGUGAAUAAAACUAUAGGAGCUUCCUUCCUCUCCCCCCCCCAUGGCUAUUUUAUAUUAACUGGGGGGAGUGGAUUUUAAAUGUCAUAAUAUUUGAAGAGUGGUGGGUUGCAUUUUGUUCAUGGGUUUAUGUUUUUGUUGUUAUUUUGGACUCAAUUUCACAUCACCAAAUUCUUCAUUUAUACUUGGGGAAAAAACAAGGCCAUAUGUAAAAACCCUUCCAAUGCCUAAGUGUCUUUCUCCUGCAACUCCAAACCCAAACUUGCCACUUUGGGUGCACAGAUGGUUAGGUCAGCCGACUGGUUCUGCCUGUCGCCUCACCACGUAGGAGGUUUCUAAUUAUCUGGAAAAGAGUAUUUUUCUAAUAUAUUGCAAGAAAUAGCCAAAUCUUCUUAUUGAAGAAAGCAGUCAAGAGUGGUUACCUGUACCUAGCAUAGUACAAUCAGAACCUCGUGGAGGCCACAAGGGACGGGCUUGUCAACGCUGGCUGUUCUUCCUGCCAUGAUCUUUCUGUGGUAAUGGCCAGCAAAAGGCAUCGCCCAACUCUCCCGUCCUCCCUUUCCCUGUCCCUUCUUUCUUGCACACAGGACAUCAGUCUUCAAGGAAAGGGACUUUUUUCCAGUCUGCCAAUCAUAUUAGGAAAGUGCUAGCCAUGCUCACCUCCAUGGGGGUAUUUUCGGCUCCUCUGCGAUCCCAUGGUGUUUCUUUAGUCUGAUCAGCAGUGUAAAUACCCAGUGUGCUUAUGAGUUAGUUGGUUAGACAUUUUUAUUUGUUGGAGUAACUGAUUUGGGCUUUCCAGUUGGAAAAGGAGCAGAGAGCUGUCUGGACAGAUGGAUGGAAGAAAAGAGAACCUCUUCCAUGCCUGGAGAACAUCUAGAAAACCUUCAGCCAGCCUCCAGCACUGUCGAGAGACCAUCUUCCCCACCCUGAGGCAUUUCCUCAGGGUCUUUCUCUAGGGUCUUCUCUCUACAAAGCACAACACUAAUACAUGUUUCCUUAGACCUCAGUUCAAGUGCCCCUAUUUAUUUCAGUGAGAACACACAUAUCCUAGCUGCUUUUUGAUUGUCACCUCUAGUCGUUAUAUGUUUCUUUCUUCCUUCACGCUUUGUUCUUUUCUACCCUUUAACAAUUUUGCUAGCAAAUCUUACUCCACGUGUACCUUUUGGUUUGUGAAGGCAGUGGUUAAGGGCACAAAGACAGCCAUGGGGACAUUUAUGUAAAUACGUCUCUCUAAUUGCCACACUGCAGCUGAACAGUGUGUAGUAUUUUCCCAGUCAGCUUUGCCAUACUGACGUCAAUCAUUUGAGAGAAAUUAUUCAGAUUUUAUUUUUGUAUCUGUGGUAACAAAACAUUAACCAAAAGAUUUUCUGUCCAGAAGCUUCCCCGACUCCCCCCCAAGCUGUUUGCUCACAUUAACAAAUUAAAGUGCCUGAAGCAUAAUUCAUUCUUUACCUGUAUACUAAAAACCCUGUUGUAUUGAUUUUUUUAUAAUAAGCCUUUUUACCUCUGUGUAAAAAAUAUAUAUACAAGUGUAUGAUGUACAUUUUAGUUCUUAACUUUUUUUUAUGGUUUCUAAUAUGUAUGACCAAUGUAGUCAUUGCUUUAAAAUUGUACCAUGUAAAUAUAAACACAUCCUAUCAGA
Microcebus murinus (gray mouse lemur) is the source of this 9642-nucleotide messenger RNA. RefSeq names its product sprouty related EVH1 domain containing 2 (gene SPRED2). Gene Ontology annotation, biological process: negative regulation of MAPK cascade; multicellular organism development. Gene Ontology annotation, cellular component: membrane. The record is from RefSeq and is a predicted model, not a curated record. Gene Ontology annotation, molecular function: protein kinase binding. NCBI's taxonomy places the organism in Eukaryota, Metazoa, Chordata, Mammalia, Primates, Cheirogaleidae.